Glycine soja is the source of this 1289-nucleotide messenger RNA. Its product is annotated as probable carboxylesterase 6. Gene Ontology annotation, molecular function: hydrolase activity. The record is from RefSeq and is a predicted model, not a curated record. The transcript has a single exon. Lineage: Eukaryota; Viridiplantae; Streptophyta; Magnoliopsida; Fabales; Fabaceae. Bases 72 to 1121 code for a protein of 349 amino acids.
AUACAAGGCUGCAAAACCAGCCACCAUUCCUCAAAUUCUUUGGUUUGUUUCUUGUUUCAGCCUCUUCUUACAUGACAAGAAAAAUAAUGGCUACUCUCACCUCAAAUCUAAACCUUAGGCCACAACAAUACACUGUUCCCAAAGACUAUCCACCACAUGGUUCUGUAGUUGAGGAAAUACAAGGCCUUAUUAGAGUACACAAAGAUGGAUACGUGGAACGACCGCAAGUUGUUCCAUGUGUCACUGCUAGUACAAUGAGUCCAGAACUAAAUGUGACAUCUCGUGACAUGGUCAUCGACAGUGUCACAAACAUAUGGGCACGUUUUUAUGUUCCAAUUUCCCAACACAAAAAAAUGCCUUUGCUCGUUUUUUUUCACGGUGGAGGAUUCUGUGUUGGAUCAGCAGCAUGGAGUUGCUACCAUGAUUUCCUUGCAAGGCUAUCUACCAAAGUUGGGUGUGUGAUUAUGUCAGUGAACUAUCGAUUGGCCCCAGAGAACCCUCUUCCAGCACCCUAUGAUGAUGGAUUAAAGGCCAUCAUGUGGCUACAUCAACAACACAACAACAAGGGUAGUGGUACUGAAUGGUGGACUUCAAAGUGCAACUUCUCUAGUGUUUUCUUAGGUGGGGACAGUGCUGGUGCUAACAUAGCCUACAACGUUGCCACUAGGCUAUGUGCAUGUGAUGGUGCGGCUUUAACUUUAAGACCCAUGAAUUUGAAGGGUCUUAUUUUGAUACAACCUUUUUUUGGUGGGGAAGUGAGAACAGAUUCCGAGAAAGGCAUGGCUCAAUCACCUGGUUCUGCUUUGAACUUGGCAGCUUCUGAUAGUUAUUGGCGCUUGGCGUUACCGUGUGGUGCGAAACGUGACCAUCCAUGGUGCAACCCUUUGGUGAAGUUGGAGGAGUUGAAGCUCAUGCGUACCUUGGUGUGCAUCUCGGAGAUGGACAUAUUGAAGGAUAGGAACUUGGAGUUUUGUGAUGCUUUGGUCAGAGCAGGGAAAAGGGUUGAGUAUGGGGUGUUUAGAGGUGUUGGACAUGCGUUUCAGAUUCUGAGCAAGUCUCAGGUAGCAAAGAGUAGAACCAAGGAAAUGAUGGCUCGUGUUAAGUCCUUCAUGGCUCUCUGAUUCUCUGUUAAUUUUAUACUCUUCUUGCUUGCUUCGUGAAUCUCUCGUGUAUAUAAAAUUAAAAUUAACUCAAAACUGGUUAUUGUAAAUUGCUAAAUCUUCAAGGAAAUGAGAAGGUAUGUACGUGUUAUACUGUUAAUGCAAUAGAAAGAGUAAAUUAUCAUUUUA